Linum trigynum is the source of this 3117-nucleotide messenger RNA. NCBI's taxonomy places the organism in Eukaryota, Viridiplantae, Streptophyta, Magnoliopsida, Malpighiales, Linaceae. The record is from the annotation of a GenBank genome assembly.
AUAUCAUGCAAUUUUACAUAAUUUGGACUACGAGGUAGGUUGCUUGGUGCAUUUGUCUGCAUAAUCCAAGUUUAUCAUAUCAACUUUUUUGUGAUCAAUCGUCCUGAUCUUCCUGUCACUGAAAAAGAAAAUCUUAUACACACACUUGGCACACUAUGAUUAUUCGACCGAUUGUCGUGAUACAAAUUCAAUACAAAGCAAUAUGCAGCUCGUUUACUCACUCUCACUGCACAUUAGUGUACCGACUACCGAGGAGUACUCUUUGUUAGCUGCCCAAACCAGCUCGAGGAAGCAAAACAUCAUCGUGAUUUUGAUUAAUGUCGACUAACGCAACAACAACCAACGUAUUCUGGUAUACAAAAUUAUAUUGUAAAACAACGGAUAUGCUAAUUAGUGUUUAUAUAUAUUCCAAUCUAAUCUGAUGGACGGUGACAGAAGAUGCCCACCCCCCAGAUAUUAUAAUCUUACACAAUAAUAAUAUCUAAGCAGCAAAACCCGCAGUCGUCGACUCGACCACUUUAAUUUAAUGGUGGGUGGCACAUCCUAAUCUACUCUAAUCAACGUCGUCGAUAGAUAGAUUCCCGUCCCUUCUUUUGUCUUCUCUCCCCAGUCACCACCACCGGCCCCUUUUCCCUUUACAAUAAUUCCAGGAUCUGGAGUCGCUAAAACGCUAAAAAUGCCUGUCGACAGGCAGAAGGGAAGACAGCCGUCCAAAUUGAGGUAAUUAAAUUAAUAACAAUUAUCAUUAAUUGCCUUCCCGCGGCUUCCAAGCUCCAACCUCCCAUCCAGUAACGGAAAACGACCGGCGCCCGCCCCACGGCUUUUGCCCCUCUAUUUCUAUCCCAUCCCCCCACUACUCGCACUUGCUUCCACGCUACUAUUCAUUCCAUCACUCAACAAGAAGAGAAAACCAGAGAAGAGAGAAACAGAGAAAAGCUUGAUUGGAAUGGCGAUGCCAAUGAUUAGCAGGGAAGGAUGCGGCGGCGGCGGCGGCGGACACUACUCUCCUCCGUCGUCGUUCAGGCACAUGCUCAAGUCCUCCAUCUGCUGCUUCACCCCCGUCGGCCAGCUCCCCCACGAGAUCCUCGACCCCGAAGAGGAGGACGAUUAUACAGAUAAGCCGGCUGUGAGGUCGAGCUGUGACCUCGAGAUCCGGGAAAUGUGCCGCCGCGGGUUCGGGGGGAGGAGAUCCGGCGGCGGACGCAACCGUAGGCGCUACAGAUCCGAGGACUUCAGGUACGAUCCGGCGAGUUACUCGUUGAAUUUCGAGGACGAGGCUCACCGGGAGGACGAGCUGGCCCUCAGCGGCUUCGCCGCCAGGCUGCCGGCCACUCCCGACAGGUACUCGGUGGCGGAGAGCUGGAAGGGCAGCAAGGCUCCGUCGGCGGCGGAAGGAGGUCGGAGGAGGGAGGUCACUGUUUGGAGUUGAGAGUCAAUUGGGUUGAAUUUUUCGCGUAAUUAAAGGAAGGCUCCGAUGAUGAGAAUUCUAUUAUACACAAUUACCGGCAGCUGAUUUUAUAAUUGUUUCUGCUGCUGGGGCUAUAGCUCUUUGGUACGCUGUAAUCUGUAUAUACGAAGAGUUAUCGAUGAAUUCGAUUAUGCAAAUAUGCAAGCUCUGUUAAUUUUCCUUUCUUCUUCUUCUUCGCAAGUCUGUGUUACUUACUGGACUCCAUUUUUUAGGGUCGCAGUUGGAGAAGGCACAUGGGUUCGAUCGGCGCAACUGUCGGCACGUUGUGGGGUUGGGUAUGGUUGGAAACCUGUGGUAGGGUUGGGUUUACUGCUGCUACGUUAUCUUGUUGGUUGGGGGUUGGGGAAUGUUACGUUGCAGGUUUUGGAUAAGUACUCACUCACCCUUUGGGCUUUUGGGUAGUAGUGGACUAGUGGGCUGCUCCUUGUGUAGUUGGGGGAAACACGAAUGUCUUACAGUGACAACUAUGAAGAGUUCAGAUUGUAAAAUUGUGUCGGAAGUUAUAACGAAUCAAUGGUUAGUAUUAUGUACUAAAAGCGUGAUUUAAUCAUUUUAUAUUGCUCGAAUCACCGAUAUUUUCUGUCUUACCGGCUAUUGGGAUAUGAUUUCUAAGACAUUCCCGUGGAGACGACAAGAUAUGUAACACAUGAUAUGAGGGGCCUGGUGCUAGCUAGUUAUGACGAACAAUCAAACAAUACGUAAGAAUAAUGAAAUGGCAAGACAAUCAGAUUUACAUGGUAUUCUUGAAAAUCAAGAACUAUUCCUCGAAAGAGCUAGAGCCUAGAAGGCUCUUCGGCUACUGAUGUCUCAGUUACUACUGUGUUUGUACGGAGAUUGACGAUUACUAAAAUGGUUGCGGCUACUCUACUUAAGGAUUAUUAAAAAAAAUACUCUACUUAAGGAAAGUUGAACCCCUUCGCACACCUAGGUCAUCGCGACGCCACUCCUAGAAUGCAUGGGCUCUUUUUUUUAUCGGAAACCUGUGAGGUAAUUUAUUAACCAGUGAAAACGAUUACGUUGUCCAACAAUAACUGGUCAACAAUAUAGACCGGCGGUUUAUCAAACCAAACCUCAUGCUCAUUCCAACUUGUUGCUACCUGUGUGUGCCACUAAGUGUGCGACUUCAUUUCAUGUAUGCCCCACAUGCUGCCAAGACCGCUAUCUAUGGCUCCCAUAGAUAGGGGUGUUCACUUUUCAAACGGUGUGGUUACCACGGUAAACAUUUUAACCAGUACUAUUUGGAUAAUUAGGUUAAUUGGUUUGGUUUGGUUAAAGCUUUUAGCUUGUUUGGUUUGGUUUCAGGCACUUAUAACCAACCAAACCAAAUUAACCAGAUAAAUAAUUAGCCAUAUAUCUAAUAUAUACACAUACUUAAUACUUUGAAUAACCACUCAAGAGUUAAACGUUCAUCCUUUUAGAAUCAUAAAAUAUAAAGCUUGAUAUUGUUCCUAUAAUGUAUAUUUGUAUAUGUAGAGUGUAGACCACAACAUAUGAACGCCUAAUUUGGAUAAAUCUCAUACAUUAUAUUGGAUGAAAACUUGAAAGCAAGGUCCUUUUCAGCCUAUGAAAAUUACUAAAAGACUAAGUCAAUUCAAACAAACACAACAAUUCAUUAACUCAUACCAUUGUGAUAAAUUUAAUCUUAUUUG